Messenger RNA from Anguilla anguilla (European eel), 2847 nucleotides. It is a transcript of the gene tyw5, whose product is annotated as tRNA-yW synthesizing protein 5. The coding region runs from base 307 to 1350 and encodes 347 amino acids. Gene Ontology annotation, molecular function: tRNA binding; 2-oxoglutarate-dependent dioxygenase activity. Lineage: Eukaryota; Metazoa; Chordata; Actinopteri; Anguilliformes; Anguillidae. The record is from RefSeq and is a predicted model, not a curated record. The transcript has 8 exons. Gene Ontology annotation, biological process: wybutosine biosynthetic process.
UUUUGACCGCAUGCUUAUCUUAUUAUAUUAGCAAUACAGUAUCUUCUUAUUUAAUAUAAAAUAACUCUACAAACCAAAAAGACAGCUGCCUGUCUUUAAAUUCAAAAUUAGGUUAUGUUUCCGGGGGAACAUAUAGAGCAGACACUCGUAAACAGCACGCUGGACAACCUGCACCCGGGGUUUUCUUUGCUGCAGCGUAUCCGUUGAAAUGUACCUUAUGUAGUUAGCAACGUGGUUGCCAGGGUUCGCCCACCCCCGAUUUUAUUUAUUUAUUUAUUUGACGGAACUACUGGUCGGAUUGCUGUGAUGAUGCAGCAUCCCGAGAAAGUUUCGGUGCCCGUGUAUACAGCGGUAGAUAGGGAGAUCUUCCUGAGAGAGAUUUACCCAAUGCGCACUCCGGCUGUGCUAAGGGGUGUCUCCCUUGGGUCUUGCCUUGACAAGUGGACAGUGGAUUACCUUCGAGAAAAGGGUGGUGACAGAGAGGUUAAAGUUCAUGUAUCUUCUGUACCACAGAUGGACUUCCUUCGCAAGAAUUUCCUGUACAGGACACUGCCAUUUGAUGUGUUUGUCCAGAGAGCUGCAGAGGCCAAACACUCUGAUUUCUUCAUCUCUGAGGAGGAGAGUUACUACUUGCGCUCACUAGGAGAUGACCCACGCAGGGAGCCUGCUGACCUGAGGAAGCAAUUUCCAGGCUUGGCGGAGGACUUCUCUACCCCAGAGUUCUUUGAGCCUGAGCAGUUUUUCUCCUGCGUGUUUCGCAUUAGCUCCUGUGGCCUACAGCUGUGGACACACUAUGACGUGAUGGAUAACCUGCUGGCUCAAGUGAGCGGGCGGAAGCGUGUAGUUCUGUACAGCCCUCAAGAUGCAGAAAACCUUUAUCUAUCAGGUGACAAGUCGGAGGUUCUGGAUAUUGAUUCCCCUGAUCUUAAGCAAUACCCGAGAUUUGUGAAGGCCAGGCGGUACGAGUGCGUGCUUGAGCCCGGAGACCUCCUCUUUAUUCCUGCUCUGUGGUUUCACAACACCCUUGCUCUGCAGUUUGGGGUCGGUGUCAAUGUAUUCUGGCGCCACUUGAAGGCUGAGAGCUACGACAAGAAAGACCCUUAUGGGAACAAAGACCCUGUGGCUGCCGCCAGAGCGAUGCAGGUUCUGGAGCGUGCGCUGCAGGCCCUGGAGGAACUUCCGCCUGACUACCGCGACUUCUAUGCUCGUCGCAUGGUCCUGCGUAUCCAGAGCUGUGCUUACUCCCGCAAGUCAGAGGUAGCAGUGCAGGGGUUCAGCCCCACUGAAACACUGACUGCCAGCGAUUCAGAGACUUCAGUUCCCAGCAGCCAGAUCACUCACCAGGACUGAACAUUUCGCCUUAUUCACAUCAUGUAUCAAGAAAACCAUUACAAUUCAAAGAUGUCAGGUUUCUCACCUUAUUUAUUUUGAUGUCCCCAUGUAAAGAAAUACAUGGGGCCGUUGGAAAAGAAAAAAACAAUCAAUGACCAAACAAGACCGAGACAAUUUAAUAUACAAAAUGCAAAGUCUUUGGCUCGCACAAUCCAAAGAAGCACUCUUCCCAAGCAGUGUAACAUGAUGCCUAAAUUCUUUUAACUUGGUUCAGUCUCUGCCUCCCCACCCCAAAUUAAACAUAGUACUGUGCAGUGCUCUUAGGAAAUAUUUAUAUUUAAGGGCUGAGGCCAUACACCAUAAAUACUGCUGAGCAAUAUUUGACCCCCUGUCUUUUAAAUCUAACUGCUCAUUGGCUGGUUUGUUUAUUUCUGAGCCACCGUCUUAACAGCUGUAAAAUAAUGUUAGCCUUGCAAUUUUACACCAUCAACUAGUGCUGCUAUGACCAAUUGAAGAGCUGUUUGUUCUCAAGCGGUCCAAACCAAAAGAAUAAAUUUAGAUACACUUUGAAGAUUUUUUUUUUUCCAAAUGAAAAUGAACUAUACGUUGCAUAUUUCUAAAAUGGUUUUGGUGUCAAUUUUUUUUCAAUGGGUCUUUCAUGACUGACUAUGAUAUGAUGAGGAGACAUGGCCUUCUACUGUUUAAGCUCUCACUUUUUCAGUCACGGCAGGCGGACAGUUGAGGCCAGGUAUUUGAGGUGAGACGGUCAGCUGUAAUUGCAAAAUAAUUUUUGAUGGUGCUACUGCAAGUCUGCCACUUUAGACAGCUAUUUUUAAACAACUAUAGACUCAUACCUAACACAUUCUUCUUCAGUAAAAAGUCAGGCUUUCAAAUAAAUCAAAGCAUGGAAAAGGCUCUAGUGAAAAUAGUAAAUACCCUCAGGUUAAGUUUUGAUAAUAAUAAUGUAUCACUUCUUAUCCUGAAUCUAAGUUUUGCAUUUGAUAUAGUAAGGCAUGAUAUAUUAACUGACAAACUGGGUGACCUUUCUGGCAGGUCUUUUUGGUUCUGUACAGAAAUAUAACAGGGUGACCAUUCUUUAUCUACAGUACUUUGGUGACCUUGUGUCAAAGACGGAUAUUACCAAUGGAAUUGCAAAGGGAAGUAUUCUUCGGCCACUUUCUCCCAAUGGACAAUAUCAUAAUGUUAGUUUCCAUUGUUAUGCCGAUGACACACAACUGUAUCUGGGGAACAAAGCAACCCGAGUGUGCUCAAUGUAUUGACAACUGACUUGUCAGCCAUUAAUGAGUAGAACAUGCCUGAAAUUGAACGAGGUUAAGACGCUCGGAUGGACAAUCCAAUCUGUUUUAUCUAUCGCGGCUUUCCAUCUCGAGAUAAAAAUUUGAAAUCUGGGAGUUGGACCAUGGUCAGUGACGAAGAAAAAUUGCAAGUGAGACCCUUUUAAAUACAGUAAUAUGAGGUGCUUUAUAAAUAAAGUUUAUUAUUAUUAUUAAAUCA